Messenger RNA from Drosophila teissieri, 2644 nucleotides. RefSeq names its product mucin-2. Gene Ontology annotation, molecular function: chitin binding. Bases 131 to 2536 code for a protein of 801 amino acids. Gene Ontology annotation, cellular component: extracellular region. The transcript is spliced from 2 exons. The record is from RefSeq and is a predicted model, not a curated record. Lineage: Eukaryota; Metazoa; Arthropoda; Insecta; Diptera; Drosophilidae.
AACAUUUCCACCCUUUACGGUGCGCCUAUAAAAAGAAGCUGCAGGUGGGUCAGUUGUCAGAGCACCGAAGCGAAAGCGGUAAAGUAGCCAACUGCAGUUAGUUAUCCUUUUGCGCCGCCCGAAAUAUUCGAUGAAUCUGUCAAGCCUUUUUCUUCUGGCCCUUGUGGCAUCAGUCGCUAUCGGCGCCGGAUCUGCCCAUAGAAUAAACAGGCCCGAACAGAAACCCCCGAAGGAGUCGUGUCAGGUCACCACAACAAGGCCGCCGUGUCGGACGACCACUCUUCCACCGUGUGGUAAGGAAACCACUACAACGUGUUCCCCAACUACCACGAAUACCACAACUACGACAACAACAACCACAACUACGACGACAACAACCACGACUACGACGACAACAACAACAACCACGACGACGACAACAACAACGUGUUCCCCAACAACAACCACUACCCCACAAGAGGAACCCUGCGAGCCCAACGAGCCGUCAACGCCUACCCCACCCGCACCUACGCCUUGUGAACCCAACGAGCCGUCAACUCCCACCCCAUCCACUCCCUCUGAGCCCAACGAGCCGUCAACUCCCACUCCAUCCUCUCCCUCUGAGCCCAACGAGCCGUCAACGCCUACCCCGUCCUCUCCCUCUGAGCCCAACGAGUCGUCAACUCCUACCCCACCCGCACCUACGCCUUGUGAGCCCAACGAGCCGUCAACUCCCACUCCAUCCUCUCCCUCUGAGCCCAACGAGCCGUCAACUCCCACUCCAUCCUCUCCCUCUGAGCCCAACGAGCCGUCAACACCCACUCCAGCCCCACCUUCUCCUUGUGAGCCCAACGAGUCGACAACUCCGCCACCUUCACCUUGCGAGACGACCACCACUACGACAACAACAACGACGACCACCACUACGACAACAACAACGACGACCACCACAACAACGACAACAACUACAACAACGACGACCACCACAACAACGACAACAACAACGUGUUCCCCAACAACCACUACCCCACAAGAGGAACCCUGCAAGCCCAACGAGCCGUCGACACCAACACCAUCCUCUCCCUCUGAGCCCAACGAACCGUCAACGCCUACCCCGUCCUCUCCCUCUGAGCCCAACGUGUCGUCAACUCCUACCCCACCCGCACCUACGCCUUGUGAGCCCAACGAGUCGUCAACUCCCACUCCAUCCUCUCCCUCUGAGCCCAACGAGCCGUCAACUCCCACUCCAGCCCCACCUUCUCCUUGUGAGCCAAACGAGUCGACAACUCCGUCACCUUCACCAUGUGAGACGACCACCACUACGACGACCACCACAACAACGACAACCACCACAACAACGACAACCACCACGACAACACCUACAACAACGACGACCACCACAACAACGACAACAACAACGUGUUCCCCAACAACCACUACCCCACAAGAGGAACCCUGCAAGCCCAACGAGCCGUCGACACCAACACCAUCCUCUCCCUCUGAGCCCAACGAACCGUCAACGCCUACCCCGUCCUCCCCCUCUGAGCCCAACGAGUCGUCACCUCCUACCCCACCCGCACCUGCGCCUUGUGAGCCCAACGAGUCGUCAACUCCCACUCCAUCCUCUCCCUCUGAGCCCAACGAGCCGUCAACUCCCACUCCAGCCCCACCUUCUCCCUGUGAGCCAGUGUCCACAACUCCACCACCUUCACCUUGUGAGACGACAACCACCACGACAACAACGACAACCACCACGACAACAACGACAACCACCACGACAACAACGACAACCACCACGACAACAACGACAACCACCACUACGACAACAACGACAACCACCACAACAACAACUACAACCACAACAACUACAACAACGACGACGACAACAACCACCACAACAACAACGUGUUCCCCAUUAACAACCACUACCCCACAAGAGGAACCCUGUGAGCCCAACGAGACAACUACUCCUCCACCACCCCCUCCCUGUGAGCCCAACGAGACAACUACUUCACCACCUUCACCUUGUGAGACGACCACAACUACAACAACGACCACCACAACAACAACCACGACCACCACAACAACAACCACGACCACCACAACAACAACCACUACUCCAAAACAGCAACCUUGUAAGCCAGACACCACCACCCCAAAACAGCCACCGUGCGAACCAACAACCACGUCAACACCCCCUCCCUGUGCUCGCAAAACCACCUCCCCACCACCGUGCGAAGAGACAACGACACCUGCCUGCGAAACUGAGCGUGAUCAGAGUAAUCUAGGUCAAUUGAUUCCCAAGCCAAUUAGGGAUCUCUUCGCUGGAUCGAGCUCCAGCACCAAAGCUACUCCUUUGAUCGGAUCCAGUGCCAUGUGUGCUGGUCGCGCGGACGGAAGUAUAGUCCAAGACCCUUAUCAUUGCAGGAGGUACUAUGAAUGCCGCGCUGGCCGUCGCCUGCUGCGCAAGUGCCGCGCAGGUUUGUGGUACGAUUCAGAGGCAGGAGAGUGCCUGCCACGCAGCCAAGUAUUGAACUGCCCGGCGCAACGUAACUGAGACACUUAAGCCGACUCUACGCAACUGGAAUGGGAUCGCAGCUUGUAAAGCAACUUGUAUCCGUAGCCAACAGUAACCGCCUAAUCAAUAAACAGCAUAUAAAUCGCA